UGUGCAGAUAAUUGUUUUGUGUUUCCUCUGCAGGUGAAGGGAGAAAGUGUGUGUGAGCUGAUGUGAAUUCAGCAGCAUGGAUCAGUGUGAGGACAGAGAGGAGGGAGUCCCUCCCUCUAAAACCACUCUGUGUGGUGAAGAUGAGAGCCAGAGCAAAGGUCAGAGGAUGGAGAAAGUCACACUUAAAAACAAGCAUGAAUUUAGGGACCUGUCCUUCAAAAGCCAUGAUUCAAAGGAUAUAUGGUGGGAUUUUAAAUCAGAUCAACCUCCACCACCAGAGAGGACCCAUCAGAAAUUCCAACUUGAACCUGAACUUGAACCACAGCCUGACCUCAUGUCAGUUGUGAGCGAGAACUCUUAUGAUUUUCAUAUCGACUUUGAAUCUUCUGGACCCUCCUCAGAAAGAAUGAAGAAUGUUACAGCUGAAAGUGAGCACACAUACCAGAAUGUGUCCUUUAAAAGCCAUGUUUCAAAGGAUCUUUGGUUUGAAUUUAAACAAAAUCAACCUUCAGCAGCAGAAAGAGUGGAUCAUCACUAUUCUGAUGAUCCCAGAAGUCAAGCUGCCCACAAUGAAAUGCAGCUGGACUCCAUAUUUAAGCUGCUGGAGGACAACAUUGUCAUUUUUGUGAAAAAUGAGCUGAAGAAGAUCCAGAGGGUUCUCAGUCCAGUUUCCAAAAUAUACCCAGAGAGUCAGAUACGUGGGUUGUUGGAAGGUGAGAAGGAACAGCUGAGGAAGAACAGCAGAGAGGCAUUGAUGAAAAUGACUCUGAAUUUCUUGAGGAUAAUGAAUCUGACUAACCUGGCUGACCAUCUCCAAUGCAUCUAUGAGGAGAACAUUAAAGCUGGUCUGAAGAAGAAGUUCCAGUUUGUCUUUGAGGGGAUUACUAAAGCAGGAAGUCCAACCCCUCUAAAUCAGAUCUACACAGAGCUCUACAUCACAGAGGGAGGGACUGGAGGAGUCAAUGAUGAACAUGAGGUCAGACAGAUUGAAACAGCAUCCAGGAAACCACAUAGACCAGAAACAACAAUCCGACAAGAAGACAUCUUUAACGUUCCACCUGGAAGCAAUCAACCAAUCAGAACAGUGAUGACAAAGGGAGUGGCUGGCAUUGGGAAAACAGUCUUAACACAGAAGUUUACUUUGGACUGGGCUGAAGACAAAGCCCACCAGAACAUCCAGUUCAUAUUUCCAUUCACUUUCAGAGAGCUGAAUGUGCUGAAAGAGAAAAAGUUCAGCUUGGUGGAACUGAUUCAUCACUUCUUUACCGAAACCAAAGAAAUCUGCAGCUUUGAACACUUUCAGGUUCUGUUCAUCUUUGAUGGCCUGGAUGAGAGUCGACUUCCUCUGGACUUCCACAACAAGGAGAUCCUGACUGAUGCUACAGAGUCCAGCUCAGUGGAUGUUCUGCUGACAAACCUCAUCAGGGGCAAACUCUGGAUAACCACACGACCUGCAGCAGCCAAUCAGAUCCCACCUGAGUGUGUUGGCAUGGUAACAGAGGUCAGAGGGUUCACUGACCCACAGAAGGAGGUGUACUUCAGGAAGAGAUUCAGAGAUGAGCAGCAGGCCAGCAGGAUCAUCUCCCACAUGAAGACAUCACGAAGCCUCCACAUCAUGUGCCACAUCCCAGUCUUCUGCUGGAUCACUGCUACAGUUCUAGAAGAUGUGUUAAAGGCUAGAGAGGGAGGAGAGCUUCCUAGCACCCUGACUGAGAUGUAUAUCCAUUUCUUGGUGGUUCAGACCAAAGUGAAGACAGUCAAGUAUGAUGGAGGGGCUGAAACAGAUCCACACUUUAGUCCAGAGAGCAAGAAGAUGAUUGAGUCUCUGGGAAAACUGGCUUUUGAUCAGCUGCGGAAAGGAAACAUGAUAUUCUAUGAAUCAGACCUGACAGAGUGUGGCAUCGAUAUCAGAGCAGCCUCAGUGUACUCAGGAGUGUUCACACAGAUCUUUAAAGAGGAGAGAGGGCUGUACCAGGACAAGGUGUUCUGCUUUGUUCAUCUGAGUGUUCAGGAGUUUCUGGCUGCUCUUCAUGUUCAUCUGACCUUCACCAACUCUGGUGUCAACCUGAUGGAAGAAGCACAAAGAUCCUCAAAGAGGUAUACUUUUUUUUCAAAUGCCAAAACUAAAAUCUCUCCUCAUAAAGCUGUAGACCGGGCCUUACAGAGUUCAAAUGGACACCUGGAUCUUUUCCUCCGCUUCCUCCUGGGACUCUCACUGCAGACCAAUCAGAGACUCCUACAAGGUCUGAUGACACAGACAGGAAGUAGCUCUCAGACCAAUCAUGAAACAGUUCAGUAUAUCAAGGAGAAGAUCAGUGAGAAUGUGUCUGCAGAAAAAAGCAUCAAUCUGUUUCACUGUCUGAAUGAAAUUAAUGAUCGUUCUCUAGUGGAGAAGAUUCAACAGUCUCUGAGUUCAGGAAGUCUCUCCACAGAUAAACUGUCUCCUGCUCAGUGGUCAGCUCUGGGUUUCAUCUUAGUGUCAUCAGGAGAAGAUCUGGAUGUGUUUGAUCUGAAGAAAUACUCUGCUUCAGAGGAAGUUUUUCUGAAGCUGCUGCCAGUGGUUAAAGCCUCCAACAAAGCUCUGUUGUGUGGAUGUAACCUCUCAGAGAAAAGCUGUCAAGCUUUGUCCUCAGCUCUCAGAUCCCAGUCCACUACUGUCACAAAACUGGACCUGAGUAACAACAAUCUGAAGGAUUCCGGAGUGCACCUUCUGUUACAUGGACUUGAGAGUUCAAAUCACAGCCUAAAAACCCUUAGGCUGAGUUGCUGCAACCUGUCAGAGAGAAGUUGUGAAGCUCUGUCCUCAGUUCUCAGCUCCCAGUCAUCCAGUCUCAGAGAACUGAAUCUGAGUAACAACAACCUGCAAGAUUCAGGAGUGAAGCUACUUUCAGCUGGACUGGAAAGUCCAAACUGCAAAAUAGAAAUUCUCAGCUUGUCGGGAUGUUUAAUCACAGACAAAGGCUGUUCUCAUCUGGCCUUUGCUCUGACCAUGAAUCAUUCUCAUCUGAAAGAGUUGGACCUCAGCUACAAUUGUCUAGGAGAGUUGGGAGUGAAACAGUUGUCGUUUGGACUGCAGGAUUCACAAUGGAGACUAAACACUCUAAGAGUGGACCCUGCCGGAGUCCAGUGGCUAACACCAGGUCUGAGGAAGUAUUCUUGUCAACUCACAAUCGACUUAAACACAGUGAACAGAGAGCUCAGAUUGUCUGACAACAACAAGAAGGUUACACGUGUGAAGGACCGUCAGUCUUAUCCUGACCAUCCAGACAGAUUUGAUGUCCCUCAACUGCUUUGUCAAACUGGUUUGACCUGUCGUUGUUACUGGGAGGUUGAGGUGAGAGGAGAAGUGGAUAUAUCUGUGAGCUACAGAGGAAUUAGAAUUAGAGGAUACAGUGACGCUUGUUGGUUUGGACGGAAUCAUCAGUCCUGGAGUCUGUUCUGCUCUGAUAAGGGUUAUUCUGUGUGGCACAAUGCCAAAAAAACACCCAUCCUCUUCUCCUCUUCCUCCUCCCCCUUCUAUGUCUCCAACAGAGUAGCAGUGUAUGUGGACUAUCCUGCUGGGAUUUUGUCCUUUUAUAGAGUCUCAUCUGACACACUGAUCCACAUCCACACCUUCAACACCACAUUCACUGAACCUCUUUAUGCUGGAUUUAGAAUAUUUCCUGAUUCCUCAAUCUGUCUAUGUUAGGUUAAAGAGUCUCUGAGAAAACAGACACAUGGAGAUUAGAAUUAUUCUUGGAUGUAGAUGUUCUGUUUCUGUCUGUUACACACCAAAUAUUUUCGGCAUCAAAGGUUGGGACUCUUUCACCAUAACUUUAACCAAGAGGAUUCAGUAGCACAAUUUAUUUAUUAAAAAUUAUUGAUCCUAUUUUAUUACACAGAAAUUAAUCUCAGACACCUAAGACUUUCUCUCUCAUAUACAUAUUUUGAAAAUGUUUCUGAUUAUAACAUGUAUUUCAAUGUGUCACAGCACAAUUAAUGUAGUGAAAAGAUGCUUAAUAUUCUACAUAGCAAUAUUGGAACAAUGGUAGAACAAUAUUGGAACCAUGGGGGGUUGCUAGUUUGAUUUCCACUGUAUCUGCCUCUCUUAUUGUGUCCUUGGGAAAGACACUUCACCCACCUUGACUGCUGCCAUUGCUCAGAAAGGCUGAUGACGCAACAUCUUUGGGGCACAGUGAGUCUGUAACUGUGGCUAUAAAAAAGUAACUUGCCUUUAUCAGAAUGUGAAUGUGUUCUUGAAUGACUAUGUUGAAUCCUAUUCAAGUCUGGUUUUGAUUCUAAAAAUAUGGAUCAUUUUGUAUCCCUGUAAAUUGCCUAAAGAAUUUCAUUGAUAUGUACUGACCUGCAAAAACAAAGAAAGACAGAUUAGUACCGUUAAUUGGAGAAAUGAAGAGGGGAAAGGGGGAGAAAACACCCGUUUUUGAUGUACCCAUGUUAGAGAACAGAUGUAUUGAAUAAAAAAAAUUAUUAUAUAGUCCUACUCUGUUGUUUAAAUGUAUUAUUAGCUUUAAUAAUAAUAAUACAUUUAAUUAUAUAGUUCUACUCUGUUGUUUAAAUGUAUUAUUAGCUUUUUCUCUUGUUUAUAUGAUUUCUUGUUUACUAAUAGAUUUUAAUUCAUCUGUAAUUUAACAGACCUUCCUCCAGUUUUUACUGCUCUUAUCCACUCAGUAUACCACUGAGUGUACUCAAUCAUUACAGAUCAGUAUUACAGAAUGACAGAAUGUAACCUAAUUUCUACCACCUAACAAGUUGAUCUUCUCAGUCCAGUUGAGUUCUAAAUAAUUCUAGAUUAGUGUAAUUCUUGGAGUACUGAUAUAAUGUUUUAUAUGUGUGUGUUUUGUUCUUUUGCUUUGUUCUUGUGAGUAAUAUUGUUUCAUGUGGAUUUUGGAAACUACUGCAAGCAAAUUGUGCCCCAGGAAUAAUAAAGUAUUUGAAUUCAA
Messenger RNA from Xiphophorus couchianus (Monterrey platyfish), 4940 nucleotides. RefSeq names its product NLR family CARD domain-containing protein 3-like. The record is from RefSeq and is a predicted model, not a curated record. NCBI's taxonomy places the organism in Eukaryota, Metazoa, Chordata, Actinopteri, Cyprinodontiformes, Poeciliidae. Gene Ontology annotation, molecular function: protein binding.